Messenger RNA from Eurytemora carolleeae, 2081 nucleotides. Its product is annotated as platelet-activating factor acetylhydrolase. The record is from RefSeq and is a predicted model, not a curated record. Lineage: Eukaryota; Metazoa; Arthropoda; Copepoda; Calanoida; Temoridae. Gene Ontology annotation, molecular function: 1-alkyl-2-acetylglycerophosphocholine esterase activity. The transcript has 15 exons. The coding region runs from base 9 to 1250 and encodes 413 amino acids.
GAGAUAAAAUGCCUUUUAAGCUUCCAAUCUGUGAAGGUGUUGUCCAUCUACCCAAGGGGACGGGAAGGUACACUGUUGGAUGCAUUGAUGUGUUUACUGUUGAACAUGAGUCGAAGUUACCCCUUCUGUUCCGUCUGUACUAUCCCUCAUCAGAUAAAUGUGAUUCUUCAAGGUGGCCGCUAUGGUUGCCUGAUCCUAAGUACGCAGAAUCCUACGUGGAAGGUAACUUCCAGUAUUCACCCGCAUUCAAGUCUUUUCUUAUCAACACAGGGAUAUACAACUUCCAGGGUAAAAUGCUGCGCCGACUGACCUCGAACCCAGUAGUCCCCGUGAAUGAAGGAAGUAAACCAGAUGGAGAAAGGUUUCCAGUUGUAAUUUUCUCUCAUAUGCUGUCCGCAUGUAGAACCACAUACUCCUUCCUCUGUACAGAUAUUGCAUCACAGGGAUAUUAUGUAGCGGCAUUGGAGCAUGGUGAUAACAGCGCUAGUAUUAGAAUGAUGAUGAGCUCACCUGACUCUAAAAUAUCCUGGAGAUCAAUCAAAACCCUACCAAAAGGAGCGAAUGAAACCGAACUAAGAGCAAGACAACUGAAAUACAGAACUAGUGAAGUUAGCCAGUGCUUGGAUUCACUUGUUAGCCUAGACAAUGGUAUAUUGCAGGAUUUGUUUAUCAAGUACUCAGAGACUCUUAGCGUAAACCAUGAAAGGAUCGGUCUUGAAUCUUUCAAAGGAAAACUCGAAAUAGAAAACUGUAUAAUUGCAGGACAUUGUAUGGGUGGGUGUACAACUAUACGAACCCUGUCCCUUGAUGCAAGGUUUAAAGGAGGCGUAGCUAUAGACUCCUGGAUGUAUCCUGUUCGGAAAGAUGAAAUAGAUUUUGACAAGAAAAAACUAUUGUUCGUGAACAUGGAGAAAUGGCAGUUUGCAAAAAAUCUGAAAUGCAUGGUCAGAUAUGAGAGCUCUUUAGCGGGAGAAUUGAAAACAAAUGUUGUCUCUCUAAAGAAUGAUACACAUUAUUCUCCUACAGAUCAUCUUAUUGCACUUCAGAAUUGCUUCCUUGGUAAGAUAGUUGCUGGAGUUCUUGGGAAACCGGAUCCAGACUUUUCUUCCUUCCAGAAUCUUCUAGCAAUAUCUGAACUGGUCCACGGCUGGAUAAAGAACCGGUUAUGUGCGGAAACAGAAACCUACCUAACCACGUGUCGGAAGUACAAAGGGCGUGUUCUCUACGGAAUCAAGACGCCGGAGGAAUAAACGCGGGACUUUGAAUUGUUCGGGCAUUAUAGAUGGAUAUAUCCCACAAGCUGGGAUCAGUUUUAUUUGCCAUGCUUAAUUUUGCUGUGACGGGAUUAUUACAAUAGUCUCACAAGAACGAGAUUGAUUUAUUUGGUUUUACAGCCAACAGUCUCUUUUUUUACUGUACAAAUUUCCCUAGCAGCCUAAAAGUCCAUAUGAUACUUCAACUAAACCGAAGUUUUGAGUGUUUGUCAUAAUAGUUACAACCAGGCGCGCAACUAGGGGGGGGGGAAAGGCCCCCCCUUAGUCUGAUUAAGGGGGGCAUUUCCCUUCCUUCAGAAGGCUUGCACCUCUAGCCUGAUUAAGGGGGGGCAUACCCCUCCCUUAAGAAUGCUUGCCCCCCCUGUAGGGGAGGGGGCAAGAAGUCCACCCUGUUUUGCAAUUUAGCGAUUCAUGAAUUCCUGGGAAAGAGAAAGGGGGUUUAUUAAGUAUUUUUAGAUAUUUUCACUAUAAGUUCUGCCACUUAUUAUGAAAUUGCUUCAAUGCUGUAGUACAACUAUUAAAUUAAUCCUACAUGUUCACUGCACAUAUUGUGUGAUGUGUCAUAUUAAAAAAAAUUUUUUUUAAUGUAAAUCAUGAUUUUUUGAUGAAAGGCAUUUCUUGUCGGUGUCUGAGUACAAUGUAUAUAUUUGAUUUAUGGAUGAAUAAUGAAUAUACAUAUAUGUAAAUUGUAAAUCAAUUAAUAUUUUGAUUUACAUUAACCAGAAUAGAUUUCUUUCAUUUAUUUCAUAUCAGAUGUGUUGACUUACUGAAUAUCCGAUUGGUAAGGUAAGGUUAGUUGUUUUUAUA